Molecule: messenger RNA, 7630 nt
Organism: Nomia melanderi (Alkali bee)
Lineage: Eukaryota; Metazoa; Arthropoda; Insecta; Hymenoptera; Halictidae
Gene: alpha-Man-IIb
Product: alpha-Mannosidase class II b
Biological process (GO): N-glycan processing; mannose metabolic process; protein deglycosylation
Cellular component (GO): Golgi membrane
Molecular function (GO): alpha-mannosidase activity; carbohydrate binding
Source: RefSeq, a predicted model, not a curated record
UUGUGUCGCGAAGCCUCGUGCGUACGGUGUCCUUAGGUCCUUUGGCGUGUCGCGUCGCGUCGCGUCGUGUGGUGUGCUUGUGCCGUGGCGUGUGUUCCCUCGCACAGCGAGCGAGCGAGCGAGCAGCCGGAGAGCGACGUCGUCGUCCCCGGAUUCCGUUCGCGAACCAAUACGACCGGCCGGAGAGAAACUCGUUUCAGGGUCGUCGCUCGUGCGGUCGACAGUGCUCUCGCGUCCGCCACUCGACGAGCCGCUCCUGCCCCCGGACUUUUCCCGACGGACACCGGGCUGGCAAGGUUAGGUUUCGCAGCGUCUCGCCGUUGUCCGCGUGUUACGGAGAGAUUCUGAUCGGCCGUGUGUUUCGUUCGGUGACCUUUCUUCCGUGCCGCGCGUUGUAUUGUGCCUCGACCGAAGGAUACCAGCGAUGAGGAUGAGCGUCGAGGAGCUGCUGCCUUAGGACACCUACCACGCCUGAGUCUACGGCGCUGAAACCGAUGCCCACCGGCGCCUCCACUGUCUGAACCGGGCCACUAGUCUGAUAUAGGGUAAACCGCCCACGUGUCCCAUGACACCCAUGACAGACGCGUCCAGAGGAGGGGAGCGAUCGUUGACAGUGAUCACCGACUCGAGGUCAGCCGGUCGCAGCUUCGGCUGGUACUCCAGGUGAAUCAGAUCCGACGCGAAUCUCGAGAACAGUGCCCGGACCAUGUACAAGAUCCUACGACGCGGCUCCAGCCGCGUCCUCGUCGUCUGCGUCGUUCUUCUGACGCUGUUGCUCUGCCUGUACUAUGUCAGCCAGGCGCAGACACCAUCCACCGGGCCCUCGGCCGCGAUCAUCAACGAGGAGCUGCGUUACGAUCGCGUGCCGACCUCCAUCACCCCGGACUACGUUGAGUCGCCGGACGCCAAAGUCUCGUUGGACACCUGUCCCAUCAUCGUCCCCAGGAACGUGGACAUCGACACCCAACAGGAGUUCGAGAAAUUCGACUUUCAGCCCUCCUGGAUGAGAAGCAGGGAGUAUUGGGACGACAGUUUCGAGGCCAGGUACGCCGAGCUCAGAAAGGAUCCGACGAGGCCACCAUUGAAGGUGAUACUGGUGCCGCACAGCCACACCGAUCCAGGAUGGCUGAAGACGUUCGAACAGUACUUCCACAGCUCCACCAGAAGCAUCUUGAACAACAUGGUCUCGAAGUUGCAGCAGUGGCCUAACAUGACCUUCAUCUGGAGCGAGGUGUCCUUCUUAUCGCUCUGGUGGGAGAGCGCCCAUCCGACGAAGAAGAUGGUGGUGGAGAAGCUAGUGAAAGAUGGCAGGCUGGAGAUGACCACCGGUGGCUGGGUCAUGACCGAUGAAGCGACCUCCCAUAUUUAUGCCAUGCUGGACCAGCUGAUUGAAGGUCACCAGUGGCUAAAGACGAACUUGGACGUGGUCCCGGAGUCCGGUUGGUCCGUCGACCCGUUCGGCCACGGCGGGACCAUUCCGUAUUUGCUGAAGGCUUCCGGCGCUUCCGGCACCGUGAUCCAGCGGAUCCAUUACGCGUGGAAGCAGUGGUUCGCGAAGAAGCAGUACGGCGACUUCGUCUGGCUGCAGCCCUGGGACCAGACCGGCGACGCGGACAUGCUGACCCACAAUCAGCCGUUCGACAUCUACAACAUCAAGCACUCGUGCGGCCCGCACCCGCACGUCUGCCUGAACUUCGACUUCCGGAAGAUACGGGGCGAGUACACCGAGUACUCGGUCCGCGCGGUCGAGAUCACACCGAACAACGUCAAGCACAUGGCCGAGCUGCUGUUGGAACAGUACUCGCGCACUGGAUCGCUGUUCGCUCAUAAUGUUGUGCUGAUGCCGUUGGGUGAUGACUUUAGAUACGACCACGCAGUGGAAUGGGACCAACAGUACACAAACUACAAGAUCCUAAUGGACUACAUAAACAGCCGCAGAGAAGAGUACAACGCCGAGAUCGUGUUCGGCACGCCGAAGGACUACUUCCAAGAGAUCAGAAAGCGAGUGGAAGCCUUCCCCACGUUGCAGGGAGACUUCUUCGUCUACUCUGACAUCUUCAGCGAAGGUAGACCAGCCUACUGGAGCGGCUACUUCACCACCAGGCCGUACAUGAAGAUCCUGGACCGCGAGCUGGAGGCUAACCUCCGGUCAGCCGAGAUCCUCUACACGAUAGCCCUGAACGUGGCGAAGCAGUCCGAUAAGGACUUCAUGCUGUACGAGACCUACUUCGAGAAACUGGUGAAGGCCAGACGAAAUCUAGGUCUGUUCCAGCAUCACGACGCCAUCACAGGCACCUCCAAGUCGUUCGUCAUGAAGGACUACGCUCUGAAGUUGUUCGAGUCGAUCUCGGACACGACCAGCCUCCAGAGCUUCGUCAUCCAGUCGCUAGCCGGGACCACCAGCAAGCAGAACUCGGUGUACGUUUUGGCCGAGUCCGACCGCGACAGCUACGAGAAGCUGCCGAAGAAGAUCCCCAUAGGAGUCGGCAGCCAGGAGACCAAGAAGAUCGUGCUGUUCAACCCCCUGGCCCAGCCCAGGCAAGAGGUCAUCAGCCUGAAGGUGACCUCCUACAGGAUCAGAGUGCUCGACCCGCAGAGGAACCCCAUCCCCUAUCAGAUAGCUCCAGUGAUGAACGCCACGAGCAUCACCCAUGACGUCUACGUGCUGCUCUUCGUAGUAGACCUCAAGCCUCUAGCCAUAGUCACCUAUCAUCUUCAGCAAAUAGACAAGGUACCCGUGGAGGCCAUCUCCACGGUGUACUGCAGCCGCUGCGGCAAGGACAACGUGUUCCCCAUAAAACCCAUGCAGGUGGGCGACGUGCAGCUGGAGAACCAGAGGAUGAAGCUACUGUUCGACGGGCAGACCGGCUUCCUCAAGAGGGUCACCAAGAAAGCGACCGGCAAGAUCAUGCAGUGCGCCAUCCAGUUCGCCGCGUACACCUCUGCGCAGUUCCACAGCGGCGCGUACCUGUUCAUGCCCGACCCCAACCUCAGGGACACCGACAAGGACGUCCUCGAGGCGUACACGCCGCACCAGAAGAUCUACAUCGUCAGCGGGACCCUCAGCUCCCGGCUAACCGUGGAGUACGGCAAGCUGCUGACCCACCACGUGGCCAUCUACCAUAGAGAGGGCGGCCUGGAGGAGGCGAUAUACCUGAGGAACAUAGUGGACUUCGAGACGCCGCCCAAGAACAGGGAGACGGAGAUGUUCAUGCGGCUGCAGACGGAUAUACUGAACGGAGACCCGCCCGAGUUCUACACCGACCUGAACGGCCACCAGAUGAUCAAGAGGACGAAGAUAGAGAGGAUCGGCAUCGAGGGUAAUUACUUCCCCAUCACCACCAUGGCCUACAUCGAGGACACCAGUCAUAGACUCACCUUACUGGUGAACCACUGCCAAGGAGCUGCCAGCUACCAGCCCGGCUGGCUAGAAGUGAUGCUGGAUAGGAGGACUUUAUAUGAUGACUCGAGGGGAAUGGGCGAGGGUCUCCUAGACAACCGUAGGACCGUCAUCAAACACUGGUUGCUACUGGAGGACAUCACCGGGGAUAAAGACAAGUACUCCAAACCGUCCCUGUACGCGAACCACCUGAGCAACGCUCUUAACUACCCAGUGAACAUCUUCGUCGUCGACGGGACCGAGUCCGAGAUCACCAUGGCGCCGGAGGUCCGGCUGCUCAGCCAGAGCUUCCCCUGCGACCUCCACCUGCUGAACCUGAGGACCAAUCACGACCAGAAACUGCCAAACUUCCCCGUGAACAGCGCGCUGAUGGUGCUGCACCGGCAGGGCUACAGCUGCUCCGUGGGAGUCGACGUCGCCCUGAAGCACUGCCCUCUGACGGACAAGAUCCCACAAGGCACGUCGUUCUUUAAGCUCGCCAACCUGAACGUCACGCGGACCACGCUCACCGGCACCAAGACGCUGCAGAGACUAAAGGACGGCCUGCAGGACGUCAGCCUGCGCGCCAUGCAGGUCGAGACGUUCAACGUGAACUUCGUUCAAUGAUCUUAAGCCUCCCACUCGGGCCGGCUCGGCACUCUCCAGUCUACAAGCUGACGUAGCUGUUCAUCCUGGCGACACUGCCUCUUCUCCUGGCAGACGAUGAAGUUUCACCGAGCAGAGAACCAUUCUACGGUUCCCACGUUUUUCUAUCUUGCGUUCGGGUUCUUCCACCGGAGAGCUGGCCGGAACGGUUGUAAAUAGCGGGCGCUGCGAUUGGCGUCGCGUCGGUGCAGCGUUUGGGAAGUCCCCGAAGCUUCUUGCUCGACGUUAGACGGCUGUCGAGGUUCACGGGACUCUGGGGAAGCAAAUGAAUAUUUUUGGAAACUGGAGUUCCUUCUUUGGACGAGGGAACCUUGGUACUGGAGGAUUUAGUUGGGUCAGGAUGGUUUACUCGCUACCAGCGCUUGUUUCCGUGACGGUUUAGUCAGUUAUUUGAGAUAAUAAAUCUGAACUAAGAAGAAUGAAUCUGAAACAUUGAGUUCCUAGGUAUAAUGUAGUUUAUGAUUUUUAAUAUCUGUAGGAGUAACAUGUUGAACGAUUUCAUUGAGCAAAAUACGCAAAAUAGAGUACAAAAUUUGAAUUGCAUAUUAUAUGUUCAGCUGAACGUCACGUUAUGUAGUAUUAUGUAAUAUAGAAACAUUAUCAAAUAAUUUAACACGUUCGCAGACGUGAGUGCUAAAAUUCAAAUUGACAAGCCACAUAAUUACUUAAUUCUACAAAGCUUUAACCCUUUGCGGUCGAAAGUUUCUCACUAGAAAUAUUCAACAUUUUCUGAUGAGAUACAGAUGACAUUUGAAACUAAUUUAAUAAUAACUCACAGAUAAAUUAAGCAACAAAUCUAUUGAAUAUUCUACAUAGCAAUACAAAGUUUCAUUUAAAAUCCUAAAUAUUCAACGUCAUAGUUUUGCUGUACCAAAUUGUCAUUUUACUCUCAGAGAACUUGCAUUUUCUAUUACUGAUUAAAAUGUUCACUCUCCAUGAACGUGUUAAUUGAACUAUAAUAAUUCAACGUGUUAAAUCUAUUCUCAUGUAAAAUAUAAGAUCCGUCACAGAUAUAACACUGGUAGCGAACGCGUCAAAGACUUCGACAGCUGAGAAUCAGAGUCCUAGGAUUUCUCCAGCGUUGAGCUCGAGUCAGCUUCGAGGCUUUUGCAACGCUGCGUUGGCGUCCAUUGUACAUACGACAGGCUACCGUACUCUACGCCCUCUUUCGGUUCAAUUUCCCUAGAUUGAGGACAACGACAGCGAGCCCGGGAGGAAGAGAGAGCCCCACAGAAAAGAGAAACUAUACUUGCUGUCCUCUAACUUGAUGUGCUGCUAUCUCGUGCCUCUGGGAUUCAUCAGCCGGCGAGGCGUGUUCUCUGUCCACGUCGCCGAGACCCUGUCCCCGUGAUGACCGUCGAUGAUGAUUCUCUGGCGCACGGUGGCGGGGAUCGAGCGCCGAUGGACCCAAACUGAAAUAGACUGACGAAAUCAAACGAUCCAAGCGCGUUAGAGGCCCUUGAUCUGUACAAAACCGUAGAAAGUCUGUUCGUGGGAGUCGUGCGAGAACAGCAAACAUUGUGGAUUCGAGAUGGACCAUUUCGCCUGAUCAGACCUGAUGGUAAUUUGUUUGUUUGUCGGUGGACUAAUGGGUUGAGAGUAAUUGCCAGUGGAUCGUUCUGAGGAUCUCUAGUGUGAUGUGCAAGAGGUGAUUAAAGUGAUCAUGGUGAUCAAGCGAAAUGGGCCAAUUUGUAGACAUGAAUAUAUUGUACAUAUCAAGCCACAACUUUAUCUUAGACAGUAUGUUGUGAUAGAGGGAUAAAAUGUAAAUGGUAUACACCUAUUUUCAUAUACGACAUGUUUUACCCGGGCGCCCUCUCUCUUCCUGCCCCUUUGCGGAGGUAGGAGCUGUCUUUGGGGAUGGUGGGUCUCAACGCUCUUCCAAUUCUAGUGGGGACACGGUCGUUUAGUUGAGUCGGGACUGGCUUGUGGCACCUGCCAGCCGGAAAGUACCUAUUUUUUACUUCUGCUGACGGCAACGGGUCGCGACGGUGGCGGCGUUGGUUCUGAGCAGGUCUUUAUAAAGACAUGUCUUGCUCUAGGAAUUAAAGACUUUGAUUCUGAUCAGUUCUUUCUAAGGACUAAUCAAUUCUUUCUGAAGACAUGUCUUGCUUUAGAAAUUAAAUACUUUAAUUUUGAUCAGUUCUUUCUAAAGAUAUGUCUUGUUCUAGAAAUUAAAGACUUUGAUUCUGAUUAACUCUUUCUAAGGACAUGUCCUGAUCUAGAAAUUAAAGACAUUGAUCAGCAUCAAUGGACACUGUAGCUAUUGUCGCCUCCUCUCUCGUCAGCGUUUCCGAUCGAGAUGGGUUCAGUCAAGCGUUCUCGGUACGACAGACUCUUGUAAAUAAUAAAUUAAUUAGCAGGGGGAAAACAGUCGUACGGUUUCCACGUGAGCUGUGUCAUGUUCUUAGGGCCAACGAGGAGAUGGCGAACGUAAAUUUUCAAAUUUUAUUCGUUAAUUAGACAAGCUUCGAAUCGCGAUUCAACGGUUUUAUUGAACUAUUCGAAUUUAUAAAGGUAGUAAUGAAUUGAAAAUAAAUAGAUUUAAAAAUGUUACUGAACUGUGGAACUCUGUGUCUCCAAUCUCACAAAAAACUCUCCCUAUCAACCUUUUGCAUCCAAUAAUUUACUUUCUCAGUCGCCUAAUAUAUUACAAUAAACAAUAACAAAUUCUAAUAAAUCAAAAUAUUAAUAAAAUACUUCUACCCUUAAACUUAUCCAAUAUUAUUCUUUAUAUUAGUCACAAAAAGUCUCAUAAAAGAAUCCUAAAUAUUUUUAACUUAAUUAAUAUUUUUAAAUUCUUCAGGUCCAACUUCAAUUAACUUUAAUUCCUCGAAACUGCUGUUUAGAUUCGCACAGAUUUCCACGGUCCUGUCGUUAAGUACCAAGUCAUCAUUUUCCUGUUCUCUUCGGAUUCGUAUGACAGUAGUCAUUCUCUCGAAUGACUUGUUUCUGUUUCUUUGAAUUCUUAACGAAGAAAGUACUCGUUGAAGACAUUGUUAACCCCUUGGCGUACUAUUCACUUUCGUUACUAAGCUCGUGUAAUAUUUUCCUAUCGACAAUUCGUAAGAAAUACAACAAAAUUUUCCAUUCUACUUUAGGUGGAAAUUUCAUUUGAAGAUGAUACAUUGAUAAUAGCGAAAUAGUUUGCUUUGAUCCGUGGGUGAUGAACAAUAUUGAUUCUUAAAUUAGUUUAGAAAUCAUCGCGAGUCUCACUCGUCAUUGUAUGGCAAGGGGUUAAGCGACGAAUGGAGAGACGAGCGAAUGACAGGGGAAGUGGCAUGACAUUGACGACUUAAUGACAUGACAUCAGAGGGGAACCGCAUUAGGAUAUUCGAGGGGAUUGCUGGAAAUCCAUGACUGUCCUUGUUGUAACGAUAUUGUACCAUACUAUGUGUUUUGUGCUGUCUCUAGAGAAGAAAGAUUUAUAUUAAAGAUGGUAUAUGUAUACACAUGUGCAUACAUACGGCUGUACGUGUGUGUGAAUGUGUAUAUAUAGAGAUAUAUUUGCAGAAUCACACACCACCACACCAGGAUAUUCCUUAUGUUACAAUGUAAUAUUAUAUUUAUUGAAUAAAGAUAGUA